Messenger RNA from Yamadazyma jaroonii, 2175 nucleotides. The record is from the annotation of a GenBank genome assembly. Lineage: Eukaryota; Fungi; Ascomycota; Pichiomycetes; Serinales; Debaryomycetaceae.
AUGUUAGAUGAAAUUGCAGAUUUGUUAGAACGAAGUCAAUUUCUUUUAUCUUUAGGAAAAGUCGACCAGGGUAAAAAGACCUGUUUAGAAGCGGUCAAGAAAUUGAAUGACUUAUCCAAGAAAGAUUCUGACAUUCCUAGGAAUGUUAUAAAAGAAGUCUCCCAAUAUGCCCUCAAAGUGUAUGAUUCCAAUAUGACCACAAAUGAUAAGAUAAUAUGGUUAAAUUCAAAAGUUAACAAGGAGACCAUUUAUCCAGUGCUUAGGUUUGGAGGUUUACUGUCUACAGAUCAAUUGUUCCUGAAAGAACAUGAAGAAGAAGAACUCCUUCUACCAAUAAAUGCCAAGUAUGAGAAGAUCAAUGAUCUGACCUGGUCCUUAAAUCAUACUGAUCUCAUAAAUUUAUACCAGGAUAAGUUAUCUAACUGUUCGUUUGUUUCUUCAUUUUUAUCAUUGGUUCAUUCAGGAAAUGAAUCCAAAUUGUUUGAUAUAAUAACACCUCAUGGUCCCAGUGAGUACUAUAAUGUGAGUCUAAGGUUUAAUGGGGCAGUCAGAAAAGUUACUAUCGAUAACAAAUUACCAAUUCUUGGAGACAAAUCUCGUAGUAUUACCAUACGUUCAAGUUCCGAUCAAAACCUAUUUUGGCCAGCUUUGAUAGAGAAGGCUUACCUCAAAGUUAUGGGACAAGGAUAUAGUUUUGAAGGGUCCAACAUGGCUUCGGAUACAUAUACCUUAACUGGAUGGAUCCCUGAGAUUAUCUAUAUCAAAGAUGGUCGUAUGCCAAAUACCAAUUAUGAAUUGUGUAAGAAAUAUGGCCAUUUGACCAGUUUGGGGAUAGGUACGGGGAAAAUAAGUAAACAAUUAUCCGAAAAAACAGGUUUCAUAUCGAAUCAUGACUAUGUAUUACUCAAAGGAAUGGAAAACGAGGAUUUAACUAUCAUAAAUCCUUGGUUGGAGAAUGAAGAUUGUAGAAAGAUCAUACAUAACAAUAGAAACGAAUUGUUCCAGUUCAAUUAUCUUUAUGUUAAUUGGGAUAUGGAUUCAAUUUUCAAGUAUAAGACCACGAUUAACUUCAUUUACAAUGGGCAAGGCUUGGAUACCAAACCCCAAUUCACCAUAAGUAACCCCACUGAUGAACCACAAGAUAUGUGGGUUUUCUUGGAAAGGUUUAUUUCAAAAAAUGAUGCGGCUGUGAUUUCGAUGGAUUUAUAUGAAAGCGGCUUCAAAGUCAUAUCACCUGAUCAAUAUAACAGUUUAUCUGUUGGUAAAGUCACUAAUAGUCACUUUGAUUUAUUAAGGAUUACUAUGGAACCUAAUUCUAGUAAAACUUUGUUAGUCAAUUGUUCCAUCACCACUUCCAUGUCAUUGACGUUAUUCAACAAUGUUUCCUCCGAAUUAGGCUUAACCAGGGCUAAAGCCAAAUAUGGGAAAGUAGUCAAGUUCGAUGAUGAAUGGGACUUCACCAAUGGUGGUGGCGAAAAUACUUACUCUACAUACUUGAAAAAUCCCCAGUUUGAUAUUGAGGUGACAGACUCAACUGACGUAUUCAUUACUCUUGAAAGUAAUCAAGUCAGUACUUUUCAUAUGUUCUAUUGGAAUGAACAAGAUAAGAAUAAAUCAAUGAGAGAAUUCAAGUCAGGUGAUCUAUUGAUAGACCCACCAUAUCUAUCUGGAACUCAAUCAUGUCAUUUAAAUCACUUAGAACCCGGAUUUUAUCGGAUUAUUUGCUCAUGUAGAGACCCCGAAACCAGAGAUAAGUUCAAAUUACUGGUCUAUCACUGUGAAGGAGAAAUCAAGAUAUCCAAGGUUAUAAAUCCCCUUGGCUUAUUCAUGGAAAGAAUCACAUUUGACUGGAAUAAUAUGAAUAGAAACAAAAUCCCUUUCUCUUUGAAGACUUACCAGAACAAGCUUUCAUUUCAUAUUCAACAUUCUUCAAAUAAUUUUACUAAAGCUGAGAAAGUUGUCACUUAUAGACCAAAUAUGAGAGCUUCAAUAUUCAGCCUUGAUACCUCUCAACCAGUCAAGGUUAAUGAAGAAUGGAAUAAUUCUAUCUAUGGGAUAUUUUUCGACUGUCAAAUCAAUAAUCCCGGGAAUUUUGUUUUAUUAGUAGAAAGAUUUGAACCUGGAGUAGGAACUGUGGAAAUUAAUUUUGGUUGUAAUAAUAGAUUAUAUAUAUAA